AGCUUCUAUUAUAUUUUGUAUAGUGGAAAUAGCAUAAUCAUGAAUGUCACCACUUUUAUCUUGGAAUAGAUGUACAAGUAAAGGUUGGAGGAUUCACGAGUCGAGGAUGUUUUGUCAAUUUAUUUUAUGUCUAUCAAUGAUGGAAGCCGCCAGAUCACAAUAUCCAGAUCCACUAUGGGAUUACGUCUACCAUCCUGAGUCCGGGGAUAGCUUUGUUAAUGAAACGGAUUACAUCCAAGACUAUGGCGUCUCUUCGAUUCAUCCCUUCUUUCCUGGAGGUGAUUCUACCGGAUUACAUCCAUGUGAAGUUGAUACGACAGAUAUGACUUGUCCGAGCGAUGAGUUUGCAACUGCAGGGAGAUGCGAUUUUAAGCUGGAAUGUCAGUUUUGUGAAGACGAAUUAAACUGCACAGACAAUCCACUGUUUCCCACUGUUUUUCAAUGUGACUCUACAUGUAUUAUAUUUGGAGAUUUUUGUCCUCCGGAUGAUGGGUGUACUCGGUUUUGCGACGGAUAUGAGCAAUGUCCAAACGGCGAUGACGAACCGUAUGAAAUGUACGGGUUUAAAUGUCCCGUAAAUCAAGUAUUUCGGAAACCUGAGCUCCGUCCAAAACGGUGUACGAUCGCACAAGAAUAUAUCGAGCGAUGGAAAGACCCAGUCACGAGGGAAAAAUAUCAUAAACACGCUAUAUGUCCCGGUGCGGCUGAUGUCUGCUACGCGAAUAACAGCGGAUACCUUAACAUUUCAAAAUGCUUUCAAUGCUUGGAUGGGACAAUAAUCAGUGCAGUCCAAGUUUGUGACAGCCAAAUUGACUGUAAAGACCUAUCAGAUGAAUGCCUUUGUUCUUUUAACAAAACAAUACCGAAAGAACUUAAGAUGGAACGGUUUUGCAACAUGCAAAACAAAAUUCGAGAGCAGGACCCCGACUGUAGCGGGAAAAUAGCUUGCGGACAAGAAAGAAAUUAUACUUGCGUCGAACCUGAUAAACUUUGCAACGACGAAAAUCCGGAAUGUCAUUUUGAUAUAUGUCAUAACGCAAAGAAUUCAACUGAUUCGUUUUAUUGCUACAGUGCUUCUGGUUAUCACGUGACCGCAACAUUGUGUGAUGGACGCCCAGAAUGUCCGGACAGAGAAGACGAAUGUAAUCCGAAGUGUCCCGAUCAUUACAAAUUUUGCAACCUAAGCAUUCCUGCUCAGAAAUUGAUCGGGUGUGAUGUCAUAAACGAACCAGAAUGCGACAAACGAGAUCAACGAGCUUUUAUUUGCAACGGAGUGCAGGAUUGUAAGAACGGAAUGGACGAGGAUUCGUGCCCGAAACUUAGUCGUUGUAAUCCUGGAGAUCCCAGCAAAAACAAUAGCUACGAUUACGAGUAUGAACGGUGCGAUUUCAUCAUGGAUUGUCAAGAUACAGGCGAAGACGAAGCAAAGUGCCCUCACAGAUUUUAUUGUAAUGACAAUAUGCCCCCUGGACUUCCUGACUCCAGAGUUAAAGAUGGAAAAAUUGACUGCAAAGAUGGUGAGGACGAGUGUGAAUACAAAGAAAAUAGUUUUGCGAGUGGUCAGCACAUGAUAAAGUACAAAGUCAUUCUUGUGUUAAUGUGGAUCAUGGCCGCUGUAGCUUUAGCCGGAAAUUCUUUGGUCAUUUUUAACUGCGCUAAAGACCUUUGGGAAACUUAUCGACGGGGAGCAACUGUGACGGUUCGAGGCAGGGUGGGCGUUUGCAACAAGACUUUAGUACUAAACCUCGCGCUGGCCGAUUUUCUCAUGGGAGUUUAUCUUUUGAUCUUGGUCAUCAAAGCCCAACAGUACAGCGACGAAUAUUGCAAAUAUUGGCAAGAAUGGAGAACAAGUCCACUGUGUUCAGGGCUCGGCGCUCUUGCUGUGUUGUCGAGUCAGACAUCAGUUCUUAUCAUGGUCAUGAUGACAACUUACAGAUUCUACAGUGUCCGCAGUCCAUUUCGAGCAGAAAGACUAAAAGCUCGUUACCUCGUAGCAGUUGUGAUAGCCUGUUGGGUUCCUCCUGCUUUUGUGGCCGUUUGUCCGCUCGUGGGAUACGACAGAGCGUUUGCUUUUCUCAGCAGAAGCAAAUUGCGGUUUUUCGACAAUGCCGUUUUGGGGAAACCUGAAUUCCAGGAUUUUGUGCGACGAUCUUGGUUGAUGUCAAAUUUCAGUUCGUCAGACUUUGGGCCACAGGGCUGGCCUGAUUUAUUUCAAAAAUUUUGCAAGUUAUAUCCAAAAGUUUGCUCUUCCAAUGAAGAUAAUCAAAUAGUUGAGAAGUGGUUUGGAUACUAUAGUGCUGAUAGUGUAUGCUUGCCGCGAUUAUUUCCGCAUUACAACGACAGCGGAUGGGACUACACCGCUGGUGUUAUUGCGUUUGAUUUUGUCUCUUUUAUCUAUAUUUUACUCGUUUAUACGAUGUUAUACGUUUGCACAGUAAGAAGAUCAAACGAACCAGGGAACGGUUUAUCAUUUGGACGAGGUUCGUCGUUUGCAUCUGUAGACGAACUGAGAUCACGGGAAGAUCGAGUUAUCUGGCAACGUAUAAGUCGACUUUUAUUUACCGAUUUCGUGUGCUGGAUGCCGAUUUGUAUAACUUGCCUCAUAUCUUUGAGCGGGAGCAACAUACCACCUCUCAUGUAUCAAAUCUCGGCAGCGUUUUUCUUGCCCAUCAACAGCGCGUUGAAUCCACUUUUAUAUUCUAACGCCAUCUAUCGAGCAAUAGAUCGAUUCUUUCCAGUGUGGCUUCAAUGCGAUGGAGUGCCGUAUGUAAAUUGCGGAAGAGCCACAACGAAUGGAAACCACACUUCUAAUGGUGAGAGAGCAAAUGGCACUCCUGCUAGCGCUACAGACGAAUUACGUAUCAGUCGAGAUCAGUUAGCAUUAGAAACUCGCAGCAUCACUGUAUCAGAAACGGAUAGAGCCCGCGUUUCAAAUAACCCAGAAGUUAAACCGUUCAUGUCUAAUGGACGAUUGCGGUUAGAAUCUGGAAGCGAUAAUGCUUUUCAGCCAGAUUCACCCCCUGCUGCCUCAGGCCGUAUUGUGCGUUCUAUGGCAAGAAUGUCUCGUUUCUUUUCUGAGAGAAAAAAAGAUAAUCAACAUCCACCAGUAUACGAAACUGCUGCCACUCUUCCCAGACGGCAUCGCCCUAAAUCCCAGUCAACCACAAGUACCUCCACUACCUUCACCAGCAUUGGGCAAGAUAGUCACUAAAUAGAUUUUGUUGAUUAUUUUAUUUAUUUUACCUUUUCAUUUAUUAUUCGUGCAUCGAAUCUUGAUUAUGUCCUAUAUGCAGGCUUGUCCAUGGGACACAUUUUUCUGUCCCGUUCCAUCCCACACCAUGGGAUUGUUAAAUUUAGGUUAACUUUAAAAAUUCAGAACUAUGAUAUAACUAACAAGAGAGCUGUGCUUAAAUAUAAAAAAUAAUUCAUAGAUUUUGGAUGGAAUAUCAGAUCUCAUAAAUUACAUGCAUGCAAAUGCAUAAAUGCUGGUCCACUCCUUGUCCAGUAACUACGGCAAUUCAGAACCAUUAGGGCACUCUAAUUCUAUUUCUGAAUCACUCUGCUCAUUCAGCAAAUUAUUAAUCUUAUAUAAAAAUGGGUGUCUCAAAUAUUGCGUGUCCCAUGAGAAAUGCAAAUGUGUGCUGUCCCAUCCCAUCCCAUAGGACGUUUCCAUGAACAAGCCUGCCUAUUUGCGAACGGUUUUUUACACGCACCAUGAUCCAAAUUUGUGGGUCCAACAGCUUACAAGGUGAAAGCAUGAUCGCAACUUUCUCUUUUAUUUACUACCUAAUGAAUAACACCUCAGAUACACAAGAUAAAAUUAAACCACUUCAAACGCAUGCUCCUCAUCACAUUUUAAGCAUUCAACCUAAUAAGCGCGAAUGUGUGGCAUCUCCCAUUCUACAUAGACUGAAUACCGAAUCUUAAAAUUGUCAUUUUUCAUUUGUCGCGCUUACAGUGGAGUUAAUUCUGUCUGUUUAAUUUGAUCUGUAAUAUGAGAUUGAAAUGUAGAUUCAUUCUGCUUUUUCCUAAUUGCAACAAAAAUGACUUGAUAGCUUAGCACCUGGUCACUGUAGAAUAACUUGCUUGUUCACAAAUUAAUCUCCUAAUCUGAUAUUACGUUUAGCCUAGUACCUCACUGCCGUGUGAUUACUUUAUAAAUGGUGGAACCUCUUUUACCCACUUAGAGUAGAAACCAAUCAAAAAUGCUCUGCUCAUGCAAUGGAAGAUAGAAUAAAUUGGACUUAAGAAUCAGCAAUUGUAUCUCUAGUAAAAUGCGAUUUACCGUAAUCAAUUUUGUUUGAAGUAUUUUUUUAGGCAGUCUGCUGUGAUUCUGAUUAUUCGAUCUAUUGAAACCAAAUUUUUUGAUUUGCAUUACUUUCGAAUUUUGAUUGACCUAACAAUUUUUGGCCACUCGAUUUAUUUUGGGGUACAAAGAAUAUUACUUUACCCUCGAUUACACUUUUCGUAUUAUCCUGAUAGAAUAUAGUUUCGAGUCACUGCAUGAAGCAUCAAAAUCAUUUCAUACUUUCACUUUUUUUUAUUCAUUUCUCUGUCGUUUCUGUUUCAA
This is a messenger RNA of Styela clava, 4570 nucleotides long. RefSeq lists its product as uncharacterized. Lineage: Eukaryota; Metazoa; Chordata; Ascidiacea; Stolidobranchia; Styelidae. Gene Ontology annotation, cellular component: plasma membrane. Gene Ontology annotation, biological process: activation of adenylate cyclase activity; hormone-mediated signaling pathway; adenylate cyclase-activating G protein-coupled receptor signaling pathway. Gene Ontology annotation, molecular function: protein binding; G protein-coupled peptide receptor activity. The record is from RefSeq and is a predicted model, not a curated record.